This is a messenger RNA of Lactuca sativa (garden lettuce), 660 nucleotides long. Its product is annotated as putative histone H2B.1. Gene Ontology annotation, molecular function: DNA binding; protein heterodimerization activity; structural constituent of chromatin. Gene Ontology annotation, cellular component: nucleosome. The record is from RefSeq and is a predicted model, not a curated record. Lineage: Eukaryota; Viridiplantae; Streptophyta; Magnoliopsida; Asterales; Asteraceae.
CAUCCCACAAACAGCAAUCUUUCUCCCUCUAGAAAUUCAGUCUCUCUUUCUUCUAAAUUCAAAUCCUUUCAAUGGCGCCAAAAGCAGAGAAGAAGCCAGCUGAGAAGAAGCCUGCGGAAGAGAAGAAAGCCGCCGUUGCUGAAAAAGCCCCUGCCGAGAAAAAACCAAAGGCCGGAAAGAAGCUUCCCAAGGAAGCUGGCGCCGGUGCCGCCGAUAAGAAGAAGAAGAGAAGCAAGAAGAAUGUGGAGACAUACAAGAUCUACAUCUUUAAGGUGUUGAAGCAGGUCCAUCCUGACAUCGGGAUCUCGUCCAAGGCUAUGGGGAUUAUGAAUUCGUUCAUUAAUGACAUCUUCGAGAAGCUUGCUUCAGAAUCAUCGAAGCUUGCGAGGUACAACAAGAAGCCGACGAUUACGUCGAGGGAAAUUCAGACAGCGGUCAGGUUGGUUUUGCCCGGGGAGUUGGCAAAACAUGCUGUCUCAGAAGGGACAAAGGCAGUUACCAAAUUUACUAGCUCUUAGAUUUGGGGGUUUAGGGUUUACUACUCAUUGUAAAAUUUCAUCUUUCUCGAUGAACUAUGUAGGUAUCAGAUUAUGAAAUGGUGAUAUUUUGUUUUCAAACAGUUGAAUCGAAUAUUUAUGAAACUAAUUUCAUUCUUGAUAA